Messenger RNA from Rana temporaria (common frog), 2097 nucleotides. Its product is annotated as amiloride-sensitive sodium channel subunit gamma-like. NCBI's taxonomy places the organism in Eukaryota, Metazoa, Chordata, Amphibia, Anura, Ranidae. The transcript has 10 exons. Gene Ontology annotation, molecular function: ligand-gated sodium channel activity. The coding region runs from base 238 to 1848 and encodes 536 amino acids. The record is from RefSeq and is a predicted model, not a curated record. Gene Ontology annotation, cellular component: membrane. Gene Ontology annotation, biological process: sodium ion transmembrane transport.
UGGCCUCUAAUUAACAGCAAGGUAAGAUCUCCAGGGAUGGAUCUCUUUAUGUUAAUUGGGUUAUAUAAACCAUAGACUUCCUGACUUCACUGACCAGUAAGCUCUUGGUACUGACAACUGAGUUUCUAAAUCCGAAUCAAGCGGUGACGAUCUUUUAGGACAAUCGCCAACUCUUCCCUUGCUAUUUCACCCAAAGGCUGAUGAUUUAUUGUACUGGGCAUCUAUAACUGCUCACACAUGACCUGGCAGAAGGGCACCUCUUUACGGUCAAUUUGCAGCCGUGCCCUACGUCAUACCAGCGCUCAUGGAGUGCCCAAUAUUAUACAUUCCCAGGAUCAGUGGAGAAGUUGCUGUUGGACAACAUUUGUGUUGCUGGUGCUAGGCUGUAUGUUGUGGCAGUGCAGUCAGUUAACGGCUACCUAUCUGCAAUACCCAACACAAGAAAAGGUCACGCUUGUGAACAGAGCCAGGCUUCCUUUUCCAGCUGUAACAUUUUGCAAUCUUAAUCGCGCCAGAAUGUCACAACUUACCUUGUCAAAGUAUCAUUCUCUACAGGACUAUUUGACAGAUCCAUCACCAGAUAACUAUGAGGAGGGGGUGCACGGUCAUGAACAUCAAAGAAACUUUGCUUUUGCUUUGUCUCAGCUAAGUACCCAAGAUCAGAUGGAACUGGGACACCAACUAAAGGACAUGCUGAUUUCCUGCGUUUUUCACAAUGAGGUUUGUAAUGAAAGCUAUUUCACCACUUUCUUGAACCCGAAGCUUGGAAACUGUUACACCUUCAAUGGACCGAAUUACCCGUCAUCAAGAAUUCAGCAAACAGAUGUGUUAAAUGCCACCAAAGCCGGCUUCAGUUAUGGUCUGACUAUGGAGCUUCAUAUUGAACAGAAUGAAUAUAUGACUAAUGUGAGCACAGCAGCAGGACUGCGAGUAGUUCUGCAUGGACAGGGGAAGAUGCCGUUCCCUGAAGAUGAGGGAGUCAACAUUCCUCCUGGGCAGGAGUCAGACAUUGGAGUAGUGAAGGUCCAUGUGAAACGUUUGCAAGAACCAUACAACAGUCGAUGUAGUAGUGGUCACGACAUAAGGAAUUAUUACGCGGAUGUUUAUGGAACUGAAUACAGCCGAGAGGCCUGCAAGAAAAGCUGCGCUCAGAUCAAAAUGAUCAAAAAUUGUGGGUGCAGAAUGUGGGAGUUCCCAGCACCCCCUGGGAUUGAUAUACCUAUAUGUAAUAUCAGCGAACCACCUGUCAAUGACUGUGUGGAAAUGUAUGAAUAUAAACUAUCCCACGAUCAACUGAAAUGCCACUGUCCUCUUCAAUGUCAGGAAGAGAAUUUUCAACUCACUCUGUCUUCAUCACAGUGGCCAAGCAGUAAAUAUUUGGAUUACUUUUCACAGCACAUUCAAAUCAGACACGGCUAUGAAGAUGUGGAAAAUUUAAGGGACAAUAUAGUGAAGCUUGUGGUUUAUUACCAGCAGCUAAAUUAUGAACUGAUAGAAGAAGUGCCCUCGAUGCAGCUGGUGGACCUGUUUUCUAGUAUAGGAGGUCUGGUGGGCCUUUGGAUUGGAGUGUCUGUUUGCACAGUGGCUGAGUUCCUAGAGCUAAUACUGAAUUUAGUGACAUUUGUCAUUGGUCGGAUACCAAAAAAAGAAGAUGCACCAGAAAACCCAUAUUCAAUAACAAAGUCUCAACCAGAAGAAUGUUCUCCGAAUUCUGUUGACCGCUAUCUUCUGUGGAGUCCGCUAAAUGAUGUCUCCAGUCUUCUCAGGAACAACUCAGAGGACACUCAAAGUCUACACAACCCCUAUCAGAGUUAUGAGACAUUAAACGAGUAUAUAUUUAAUGUAUGAGGGAAAAUUGGCUAUAUAGAUUGUGUAUAAUGAUGGUUUCAUCAGAGUGUAAAGGACAUCUCAGAGUGUGGUUAGUUUUUAAAAGUAAAGAAAGUGCAUUUAUUAUUUAUUUAAUAAAGUAAUAAACUUUAUGAACAAAGUAAUUAUCAAAGAAGAAACAAUGUGAACAAUGGCUCAGUAGAUUUGUGUGUAUUUAAAUACACAUGCAUACUUUUACAAUAAAAAGGAAGCUUUGGUUUAUAAACCCAU